UAGGUCAAGAUGGCGCGCGCAUUUGUGGGAAUGCGGCAACGAGCGCUGCGGAUCCAAUCCACAUUGUCCGCGCGCUCGAGGUCCGUCGUCACAGUCUCUUCCAGCCUCGACUUAGAUUCCGACCUCGCAUUACAGGAAGCGCGGACCUGGGACCAGGGUCUCGAAUCCCAGUUCGCCACAACGCCGCUCUCCCAGAUUUUCAAGGACAAGCGUGUUGUCAUCUUCGGUACUCCAGGCGCGUUCACGGGUGUCUGCACCAAGGGUCACGUCCCCAGCUACACCAAGAACGUCGAGCAGCUGAAAUCCAAGGGCGUCGACUCCGUCAUCUGCGUCGCGGUGAACGACCCCUACACCAUCAACGCCUGGGCCGAGAAGAUGAAUGCAAAAGGCAAGAUCCAGUUCUUCGCCGAUUUCGACGGUAGCUUCCACAAAUCUCUGGGCUUGGAGUGUGAUUUGAGCAAGGCGCUGCUUGGCCUUCGUUCGCAGAGGUGGUCAGCAUUUGUGGACGAUGGUGUGGUGAAAGUCCUCAAGGUGGAAAAGGUUCCUUCGGAGCUCAAGGUUAGCGAUGGCGAGACGAUGAUCAAAGCCAUCCAUUAAAGCAGGGAGACGAACGAGACAGUGUUUAUAUUAAACUGGAUUACUUAUAAAAACCAACGUACUGUUGUGUUAAAUACUUUUACCGGCAGUUUGACCUUGA
Messenger RNA from Selaginella moellendorffii, 697 nucleotides. RefSeq names its product peroxiredoxin-2F, mitochondrial. Gene Ontology annotation, molecular function: thioredoxin peroxidase activity. The record is from RefSeq and is a predicted model, not a curated record. The transcript is spliced from 5 exons. Gene Ontology annotation, cellular component: cytoplasm; mitochondrion. Gene Ontology annotation, biological process: cell redox homeostasis; hydrogen peroxide catabolic process; cellular response to oxidative stress. Lineage: Eukaryota; Viridiplantae; Streptophyta; Lycopodiopsida; Selaginellales; Selaginellaceae. Bases 10 to 597 code for a protein of 195 amino acids.